CGUAAUUUAACUUCGGCAGGGCCGUUAACGGUACAAAGUACUCUACUUUUGCCUAGAAGAAUUAACAAUUAAGCUUUAGAAAAUGUAACCUGUCACGAAAGACUUAAUUUUAGUAAUAAUAUAAAUACCGAAACUAAAACUAGCGGAACCAUCUCUACUAAGAAGGCAUGGAGUAAUUAAAAUUGGACGAAUGGUAGAAGAAGAACGUUUAUCAGCACGUGUUGCCAUAUUAAAAUAUUUCUACAUUUAAAUUGUAAAAAAAAAGAUUUAUAUACGGUAAACGGUACCUAAUAGCGAUCAGUCUAGUCAGCUGAAUUUAUAUUUGAUCACAUGAUCGCCGCGGUUACCUUUAAUAACUCGGUUCAACCUGUCUCUUCUCACUAACUUCAAUAGCGAGUUUCUUUUCCCGUCUCCUCUCUUUUCGCGUCAAAUUAGUUGAAAUACUGUAUAAUGUCUUCGAGUUCGAGUCAGCUGCUUCCUCGUAUGAAACGUGAACUUGAAAUACUGGAGCGCGAUCCUCCGCCGGGAGUUAUUUGUUAUCCUGUUGACGACAGUUUGUUAAAAUUUUGUGCACUAAUCAAAGGACCAAAAGAUACACCAUAUGAAGAUGGUCUAUUUAAAGUAGAUGUUCAAAUUCCAUCACGUUAUCCUAUGGAACCCCCAAAAAUGCAAUUUAUUACUCCAAUUUAUCAUCCAAAUGUGGACGAUGCUGGAAGAAUAUGUCUUGAUCUGCUUAAAAUGCCACCAAUGGGAUCAUGGAAACCUUCCCUUAAUAUUUCGACUACCUUGACAUCCUUGAGUGUUUUAAUGGCAGAUCCGAAUCCGGAUGAUCCUCUUUUAGUUGAAAUUGCAAGUGAAUUUAAGGAAAAUAAAUCAUUAUUCUUACAAAAAGCGAGACAAGCCACAUUAAAACAUGCUAUGGAAGAUAAAAAAGCAUUAAAUCCUGAGAACCUCGUUCAAGAACCUGAACAAGCAUCAUCGUCAUCAUCUAACUCUGCGAGUAACGCAUCGGUUUGCUCUUUGUUGCCGGACAUUCAACAAGAAACUACAACACAAUCUCCACAGAACAAAAUAGCUUCACAAGAAGCUGAACUUGGUUCAAUCUCAAAAAAUUCAAAUAAAACUGAGGAACGCAUUAUCACACAAAAAAAAGAAAAGAAAAAAAUUUUAUCACUUUCCAAGGCUCAUUCUAAGAUCGAGAAAAAGUUACCAUUGGAACAAGCAUCAAAUCAUUCUAAGACCGAGAAAAAGUUACCAUUGGAACAAGCAUCAAAUAAUUCUAAGAUCAAGAAAAAUGCACCAUUGGAACAAAAUGAUUCUAAGAUCGAGAAAAAUGCACCAUUGGCACAAAAUGAUUCUAAGAAAAAUGCACCAUUGGAACUAAUAUCAAACUCUCCUACAAGUGAUCCUACUUUUUCGACUUCGAUUAAAACUACCACUUUGAACUUGAAUAGCUCAAGGUCAUUAAAAUUAUUGCAAGAAGAAAAAGGUAAACAAGUCGAAAUUAGGAGACCUUUGGGUGAUAUAACUAAAAAUUCUGUAAAUGUGCCAUCACUUAAUGACCGAGCUGAGAGAAAACGUAAACUUUUACGAAAAAAAAACCCAAAUGACACGUCAUCAAAAAAGCAAAAGAAUUAAAAGCUGGAUGAUAAUUAGCAUAUUGCUUUUUAUGACAAAAAAGUAAGUGUUGAAAGUAGAAAAUAAUUAUAUAGAAAUCAUAGAUAAUAUUUAAAAAUAAUAAAAAAAUAAAAACUUACUUUUUGUCAGGUCAUUUAUCGUAUAUGUUGUAUAUGUUAAAAAAAAAGUGCAUGCCUAUUAC
This is a messenger RNA of Rhizophagus irregularis DAOM 181602=DAOM 197198, 1819 nucleotides long. RefSeq lists its product as uncharacterized. The record is from RefSeq and is a predicted model, not a curated record. Lineage: Eukaryota; Fungi; Glomeromycota; Glomeromycetes; Glomerales; Glomeraceae.